CCUGAAAAGAACAUGAAAUUGCAGCAUGAGUAGGUGCAAUGACUUUAUAUAACAAGAGGGCUAAAAUCCGUCAUAUUCUGGAUAAAACUUUUGAUAUAAAGUAGUUUAAUCAUACUAAUGCAGUAAAAAAUAUUUGAAAAAUCUCAAAACAACUUAUGCUUAUAUUUUUUUAACUUCAUCUGAAAUAAGGAGGUAUGCUACUGGACACUGCAAACUAUUUCAAUGAUUUUUAAGAAAUUUCAAUUUUGAAAACCUAUGAGGAUAUGAACUGCAUUCUUUAUACCACAAUACUUCAUGAAGAGCAUUAGCUGGCAUGAAGCAUUGCAGUUCAUACUCUCAUGGUUUUUAAACAAGAAGCCCAUGGGCCACAUUGCUCACCUGAGUCACCUUAACCCAUAUUUAAAGAUUUCCCCUACAUAUUCACAUGUAAAACUUUGAUACUUAUUGUGGCCCCAUCCUACCCCCCGGGGACAUGAUUUUUACAAAUUUGAAUCUGCACUAUGUCGGGAAGCUUUCAUGUAAAUGUCAACCUUUCUGGCCCAGAGGUUCUUGAGAAGAAGAUUUUUAAAGAUUUUCCCUGUAUCUUUCUUUGUAAAACUUUGAUCCCCUAUUGUGGCCCCACCCUACCCCUGGGGGUAAUGAUUUUGACAAACUUGAAAUCUCCACUAUGUCAAGAAGCUUUCAUGUAAAUUUCAGCUUUUCUGGCUCAGUGGUUCUUGAGAAGAUUUUUAAAUGACCCCACCAUAUUUUUGCAUUUUUUGAGAUUAUCCUUUGCAGGGGGCAUGGUCCUUCAUUUGAACAAACUUGAAUCCCCUUCACCCAAGGAUGAUUUGUACCAAGAGUAGUUGAAAUUGGUCCAGUGGUUCUGGAGAAGAAGUUGAAAGUAUGAAAAGUUAUCAGACAGACGGAUGGACGAACAAUGAGCAAUCAGAAAAGCUCACUUGAACUUUCAGAUCAGAACUUCAAAAUGUCAUCCAAGCGCCCUGCUGAGGAUCAGGGUGGGGGGUCCAGUUCUGGGCCUCCAGCAAAAAAGCUGUUGACGAGGUUUGAACCAGUGAGGAUAGGCACUAUUGGGAAUCUGGAAGAACUUGACUUGAAAGUUUUGAGAUUUCAAAACAAGAAGCUAGCUGAGAGAAUAGACCAGAGAAAGAGGGCUGAGGAUGAGUUAAAACGACGUAUUGACCAACUGGAAAAUCGACAAAGGACAGAUGAUGCUGUUCUGAUGAUUGUCAAUCGAUACUGGAAUCAGCUUGAUGAAGAUAUCAGAGUUCUUUUACAAAGAUUUGAUGCUGAGACUGCAGAUGAAACUGAAACUAAAAACGAAAGUGAUGAAACAAAAGCAUUUUUAACCCUUUUAUCAACCUGGGAUAAACAGGAAUUGGAGCAGAAACUCGGUCAGAGAGUGGAAUUCUCCAAGCGUGCCAUAGGGAAGCUGCUCCAGGCUUUUGACAGACUACUGCAGAGAAACGAGAAGCUUAACAAAGGUAUACAGGAGAAAGUUAACCAAGAAGUGGAGGAGCUUGAUCUGCCUGCCGGGGGAAUCAAGAAAGAACCCAGUGAUGUUAAGAUGGAGGUGGAUGAGAAGAAGGAACUGGAGGAAGAAUCUGGAGAGAAGAACAUUAAAACUGAAGAAGAUAUAGAAAGCAAGACUGAAUUGGAGGACAAAAAAGAAGAAAAAGAGAAGCCAGAUAUCAAGAAAGAAGAGGAGAAGUCUGAACCUGAAGUGCCGGUUACUGUGAAGAAGGAGGAGGCUUCUGAAGAAAAGCCAGGAAUUCUGUCACUUCAGGAUAUCGUGAAGGAAGAGCUUGCUGAACUACAGAGAGAAAAUCGUCGUCUUCACAAUACUGCCACUUCUCUUCACCAGAGACAUCAUGAACACACACUCGAGGUUGCAGAGCUGCAGGAUAAAUUAACAGCUGCAGAAACAGAGAUUGCUGAGUUGAAGAACAAAAUGGAUGACCUCGAGUAUUUUGCUAACUGUGCCAAUCAACAGGUGGACAAGCUAGAUCGACACUUGAAUGAUGCUAUGCAGAAGCUAAAGAGCUUCGAGGAUACCACCAUUGUUCACGAUGGCACCGGCAAAGGUGUUACUGGUGUGGCCAAGAGCAAGUUUGAUGAGAUCCUGUAUGAGUUGGAAGAACAGAGAGAGCUAGCUACGAACCGCUUGACAGAGUUAGAGAAACUCAGCAAAGAACAUCAGGAGGCUCUACAAGAGAUCGAAAAGCUGAAAAUGGAUCUGCAGCAUCUGCCAGAAAGUGUAAUUGUGGAUACCACGGAAUACAAGUGUCUACAGUCUCAAUUCUCUGUACUCUACAAUGACAGCAUGCAGAUCCGAACCCAGCUGGAUGAUACCCGGAAUUUACUCCAGACCAGCAAGAAUACUCAUCUCAGGCAUCUGGAACAGCUGGAGUGUGAUGAACUAGAAACUCAGAAAAAAUUGAGAGCCGAGUGCAUACAACUAGAAGAUAACUUGGCACAGGUUAGGAGGGAGUAUGAAAUGUUGAGGAUUGAGUUUGAGCAAACUUUGGCACAGAAUGAGCAAACAGCUCCUAUUAAUCAUGAAAUGAGGAACCUGAUCCAGAGUUUACAAAAACACAACCAGCAGUUGAAAGCAGAGGCCAGUCGCUCCAGGAGAAGAGCUCGUGAAAUUCAGGCUGAAAUGAAUAAGAUGAAAGCAGAAGGGAUAAAAUCAGAGGAAAAACCAGAACAAACAGAAAAUCAAGCAGGAAGUAGUGGACAGGGUGAGACAGGGGGGUCAGGAGGGGGAGGGGAACCAGGAACUGCCACCCCCAUCCCAUCAGUGACAUCUCCUCCCCACACAGGCAUCAAGACUGAAGGGGACCCAGGGAAAGAGGAGGACAAGGAGGAAUUUGAGUACAGGGAGAAAGGAAAGACUGACCUAGAGGUCAUCAAAGAACUUCGGGCUCAGCUGAAGCAAGCUCAGGCCAGUCAGAAGGAACUGAAACUGUUACUGGACAUGUACAAGAGUGCUCCUAAAGAACAGCGAGACAAAGUCCAGUUGAUGGCCUGUGAAAAGAAAUUCCGUCAAGAGAUUGAUGAUCUUAAAUCUCAGAUUAAAAGAAUGCAGGAGAAUGAGAGAAAGGAGAAGAGAAAGCUAGCAGAGGAAGAUGCCAUUAAAAAAAUCGGCAAAAUGGAGGAGAAAAUUACAGAACUGUCCAAAAACUUAGCAACUCAAAAACAGAGAGAGGAGGCCUUGUUGAGUGAGAUGGAGGUGACAGGGCAGGCCUUCGAGGACAUGCAAGAACAGAACAUGAGGCUUUUACAACAGCUUAAGGAGAAAGAUGAUGCAAACUUUAAACUCAUGUCAGAGAGAAUCAAAGCCAACCAGAUUCAGAAACUACUGAGAGAGGAAAAGGAGGUGCUGGCAGAUCAGGUGGUGACUUUACAGUCCCAGGUGGAGGCACAGAAUCUGGUGGUGCGCAAACUAGAGGAGAAGGAACAGAUUCUACAGAACACACUCGCCACCAUGGAGAAAGAACUGGGGUUAACUCAGCAAGCAAUGGAGAUGCACAAAAGAAAAGCUGUGGAGAGCUCUCAAACUGCAGCAGACUUAAAACUUCACCUUGACAAAUACCAGGCUCAACUCAAAGAGGCACAGGUGUCUGUAGCCGAGAAAACGGGGGCACUGGAACAAGAGUCCUUCAAGUAUAAACGCAUGCAGGAAGAGAUUGCCAAGCUCCAAAGGAAGCUCGAGAGAAGUAAGAAGAUAGAGAUGGCAGGAGCAGCAGAUGAGGUCCUAAUGGCGGAAAUAGCAGAGUACAAGGAACAACUGACUUGUCCAUCCUGCAAAGUGAACAAGAAAGAUGCUGUUUUAACAAAGUGUUUUCAUGUAUUCUGCCUGGAAUGUCUAAAGACUCGAUACGAGACGAGACAAAGGAAGUGUCCCAAAUGCAAUGGAGGCUUUGGUGCCAAUGACUAUCACAGACUUUACAUAUCCUAGCAGGGCACCUGUCAUGUGUGGAUGAGGUGCAUGCUGGGAGUAUGUACAACAUGGCGAUAGUAAAAAUUCCAUCCUUUUGUGAAUGUGCACCAUUUCUUGUUUCAUAACUUGGAAACAGGCAUGUUGUAGUAUACAAUAAUACUACAUGAAAAAACAUGACCUGUUUGUUCAUGUGUGCUAGUGAAAUCUGUGCGAGAGGUUUAUGUGCAGAAGUAUUCCAUAUAGAUCUGAUCUCAGAUUCUGUGUCGUGCAGUACUUUAGAUGUGUGUAAGGUGCACAAAUGAUGUCCUGAAGGCAUAUUUCAUACCACUGUAUCGAAGAGAUGUGAAUAAAUUAAAUUUUACACAAAUGUG
Molecule: messenger RNA, 4314 nt
Organism: Ostrea edulis (European flat oyster)
Lineage: Eukaryota; Metazoa; Mollusca; Bivalvia; Ostreida; Ostreidae
Product: E3 ubiquitin-protein ligase Bre1-like
Exons: 19
Coding region: 920-3961 (1013 amino acids)
Cellular component (GO): nucleus; HULC complex
Molecular function (GO): ubiquitin protein ligase activity; metal ion binding
Source: RefSeq, a predicted model, not a curated record